Messenger RNA from Rotaria sp. Silwood2, 888 nucleotides. The record is from the annotation of a GenBank genome assembly. NCBI's taxonomy places the organism in Eukaryota, Metazoa, Rotifera, Eurotatoria, Philodinida, Philodinidae.
AUGGGAGUUAUUCGACAGAUUGUGGAAAAAUUAUGUGUUGUAAUAACAAUCAUUCUUAUUUACGAGAAUGCACUUGUUUUUUAUCAGCAUCUCUUUCCAUAUUGGUGGUCUCAUGGUUUCUAUCGACGAUUUUUCUUUCAUUUAGUUGUUGGGCAUUGGUUAUUAAUUAAUACAGCUAUGCAUUAUUAUUUUGCCAUUACAAAAUCACCGGGUUUUGUUGUUGAUUUAAAAAAAGAAUUAUCAACUCAAGAAGAGUUAGGUUAUACAAAAUGUUUAAAAUGUGGUGUGAUAAGACCACCAAGAGCACAUCAUUGCAAAGCUUGUCAAAAAUGUGUCGUUCGUUAUGAUCAUCAUUGUCCUUGGAUUAACAACUGUGUUGGAUAUCAAAAUCAUAUACAUUUUCUCUUAUUUUGUAUUUAUAUGGCAAUGAUCUCAGCUUAUGCUACUACUGUCGGACGAAAACAAUUUCAACUAGUAAUGUUUCAUGAUCAAAUACUUUUUGGUUUAUUUGAUCCUAUUCUACGACCAGAAAAUUUAACUAUGACUAUAAUAGAACACCAAACUAUAGGUCCCGUCACUGGUGUAUUGACACUUUUUCUUUUUCUUACCAAUAUUGUCGCAAUGGGUCUUGUAUUAAGUUUAACUAUAUGGCAGAUGAGUCUUAUUACUAAAGGUCAAACAUGUGUAGAAGAAAAAAUUGAUAAAUCCAUUGUGAAUAAUUCCGUAAAAGGACAAAACCGACGACCAUAUGAUUUGGGGUACAUAUUGAAUUGGUCGACAUUUUUUGAAGUAAAUAGGAUUAGUGAACUUUUACUUCGAUUAUUAAUUCCUUUUCCGUUUCAACCAAAACAUGAUGGUACACAGUGGAUAUCUAAAGAUGAUAAAUAA